AUGGCUUCAAGCUUCUAUGAGUUUCCAUCAAAACUGAGGGAAAAGAUCACCGAAAUUUACCACAAUACCAUCGGAUGGUUCAUCAGCACCCUCUUCAAGAGACCAUCCUCCCUUCUUUUCCUAGGCAUUGACAAUGCAGGAAAGACUACUUUGGUAAACAAGCUAAAAAACAACACAAACGAGAUAUUCCUUCCUACAAAGCAUGCAACAAGGGACAUUGUUGAAAUAGGAAAUCUUAAGGCACAGGUGGUGGAUCUUGGGGGCCAUGAGGCAGCCCGUGUUGCCUGGAAGGAUUAUUUUUACAACGUUGACGGUGUUGUAUUUAUUGUUGAUGUGGAGGAUAGCACAAGAUAUGAGGAAGUAUCGCAGGCUUGGAAGGCAGUCCUGGAUCUGGAAAGAGAGUCUCCGAUUCUUGUGCUUAUGAAUAAGAUUGAUCUACUGGGGUAUACUUCGGAGAGUAUUGAGCUGGAUACAGCAUUCAGGCUCGAUAUAGAAAAUAAGACGGGUGUUGGUAGGAUGAGAAAUCCAGGCCAGCCUGUGCAUGUGAGGUUUUUGAGUAUAAUUUCACAUGACAUAUACACAGAGAAUACACCUCUGAGGGAGGGAUUUUCAUGGCUAAGCAAGGUGAUAAAUGGAAGAGAGAGAAGAGCUCUUUGA
Vittaforma corneae ATCC 50505 is the source of this 657-nucleotide messenger RNA. RefSeq names its product small GTP-binding protein domain protein. Gene Ontology annotation, molecular function: GTP binding; GTPase activity. The coding region runs from base 1 to 657 and encodes 218 amino acids. The record is from RefSeq and is a predicted model, not a curated record. Gene Ontology annotation, cellular component: COPII vesicle coat; endoplasmic reticulum exit site. Gene Ontology annotation, biological process: vesicle organization; endoplasmic reticulum to Golgi vesicle-mediated transport; intracellular protein transport. NCBI's taxonomy places the organism in Eukaryota, Fungi, Microsporidia, Nosematidae. The transcript has a single exon.